Molecule: messenger RNA, 2805 nt
Organism: Pygoscelis adeliae (Adelie penguin)
Lineage: Eukaryota; Metazoa; Chordata; Aves; Sphenisciformes; Spheniscidae
Gene: FN3K
Product: fructosamine 3 kinase
Exons: 6
Coding region: 116-1045 (309 amino acids)
Biological process (GO): fructosamine metabolic process
Source: RefSeq, a predicted model, not a curated record
GGUGGGUGGCCCUUUCUACCUCAUAGCAGAGUGACAGUGAAAGAAGGACCCAAACCUUUAAUCUUGUUUUGCAGUGGAUUGAGCAGAAAGCAGCUGCAGCAGCCCAGAAAUUACCAUGGAAAAAAUCCUGAAAACAGAAUUGAAAACUUCUGUUCUGAAGGCAUUUGGAAGCUCGGGAGGAGGAUACAUUAGCCAAAGCCAAGGUUAUGAAACAGACAGUGGACGAGUAUUUGUUAAAAUCAACCACAAACCUCAGGCUAGAAAAAUGUUUGAAGGGGAAAUGGCAAGUUUGGAAGCUAUUCAGAAAACCAAUAUUGUGAGAGUGCCUCAGCCUAUUAAAGUAAUUGACCUACCUGGAGGAGGAGCAAUGUUUGUCAUGGAGUACCUAAAGAUGAAGCACCUCAACAAAUAUUCUUCAAAGCUUGGAGAGCAGAUAGCAGAUCUUCAUCUUUAUAACCAGAAACUUGGAGAGAAAUUGAGAAAGGAGGGAAACACAAUUGGUAAAGGAGCAGGUCACUCUGAGUCUCAGUAUGUGGAUAAGUUUGGAUUCCAUACAGCCACCUGCUGUGGUUAUAUACCACAGGUGAAUGAAUGGCAGAGCGAUUGGCCUUCCUUCUUCAUUCGUCACCGACUCCAAGCUCAAUUGGAUUUGAUUGAAAAAGAUUAUGGAGACAGAGAAGCCAGAGAACUUUGGUCACAGCUAAAACUAAAGAUUCCUGAAAUGUUCUGUGACGUAGAAAUUGUUCCUGCUCUCCUGCAUGGGGACCUGUGGGCAGGAAACGUGGCUGAGGACGACUCUGGGCCAAUUAUCUUUGACCCUGCUUCCUUCUAUGGCCAUUCAGAAUUUGAACUGGCCAUUGCUGGAAUGUUUGGUGGGUUUAGCAGCUGUUUUUUCUCCGCCUAUCACAGUAAAAUACCCAAAGCUCCAGGAUUUGAGAAACGAAACAAAUUGUAUCAGCUCUUUAAUUACAUAAACCACUGGAACCAUUUUGGGACGGGGUACCGGGGUUCUACCCUAAAUGUAAUGAGAAAACUUCUAAAGUAACCAGAUAGGUUUGAGAAAUUCUGACCUAAUCCCUCAGUAAUGAACAGCCCCCCUGCUUAUCAGAAGUAACACAAAGUAGGAAUUAAUGUUGAUGAUAAAACACCUGACACGUAAAAGGCUUAGUACACUUUUGACCCUCGCUAAAUGUUAAGAGUGAUUGUGUAAUUUUUAACUUACACACUAGCUUACUAGCACAGAUUCAUACCCUGCUGAAGGAAAAGACUGCACUGUAUGUGAAGGCUCCACUAGGUUGGAAAAGUAGUACGAGAGUCAGCCUAACCUUACUCUCUGUGGAGAGUCUCGCUUCUUAGCUGCUGCAUUUCCACAGUUGUUUGCAUCUUGCCACUUCUGCGGCUGCUCUAUCAGCAGUUCAUUACUGAGAGCUACUGUUGUGGGAUUGUGGUGCUGGAAGUAAUAACUAGUUCCUUACCUGUACCCUUUUUUGUUCUGUUUUAGUUUUCUCUCUCUGUUUCCAUCCCUUUAUAUUUCUGUCGUCUUUCCUUUCCCAUGUUAAGUGUCCUGAUCCAAAAUUUAAAUCAGAUUCUAUGAAUCUGAAAAUGAAAACAUUCUCUUUUUGAUUUAAAGAGUAGACAAGGCCCUUUGGACUGCACUUGGCAAGCAUAUAUAAUUAAUAACAUUUCUAAUAUUUAUUUUAAUUUAAUGUAAUUUACUUACAUGUUUUUGUUUUUUUAUCUUCCUAUGAGAAAUUAAAUUUCAGUGGUAUUUCUUAAAAGGGAUGUCUCUGUAGGUCCUUGGUAAUUAACUGUAUGGUCAGAAAGCGGGUUGUUACCACACAAGUUUUGUAAUAACAUACAGUAGUUUUAGUAUGAUAUUUUAGUGUGUUACACUAUGACAGUAACAUAUUUAAAUAACUUUGUAAAAAGAUAGCAAAAAGUGGGAGGGAGGCUUAGUGUUUUGAUGACAAGAAAGCAUCUAUUGCUGCUGUCUUGGUUGGUGCUUGAUGUAUUUUCAAAUUUAUAAAAAUAAUGUAUAGUAGGCAACGCUAGUCUGUUCUGCCACUGCUGGAUUAUUGAAGGAACAGUGUCAAAUUAGAUGGCUUUAUAAUGUUUUUUAAUAUUCCUAACUGCUUUAUUUUUACAGAAAACAUAGGCAAUGAGAAUUUGGGGAGAAAACUGUGCAACAAAGAAAUUGGCAUGCAAUGUGAGCUAGAGUGUAUUAACAAAUCCGUGGUUUUUUAAUGGAAGAAAGUGGUAAAGAAAGUAGAUGUAAGUGCAGUCCGACAAACGCUUAUGUGAAUCAGAAAAUUUGAAUAAGAAUGACUGAACUUAUGAUUUUAGGCUUCAGAUGGUUGUCAUGACCAAUACCUAAAAUGUUAUAUUCAAAAAUGCUCAGAUAUGUUUACUUUUUUCAGCUUUAAAUGGCUGUGUUAUAAAGAUUUCAUAAACUUUAAAGCUAGAUGUUGUAAUUCAUACUAUUUAAAAAAUGCACUUCAUUCUCUGUAAAUAUAAUACAAAUAGUUUAAAAUUGUUACUUCCUUGGAAUUUGGGCUACAAUUAGGGGAAGUUGUAAUAGUGUGGUUAUAACACUUAAUAAAAUUAUAACAGUGGAAAAGUGGAAUAAUAGAGUUAGAAUACAGUUGAAAUCGGAGCUGAUAGCUAGAAGAUCCAGGUCUGAGAAAACAGCAAAGUGCAUGUGUACUAGUAUUUAUUAAUGUUAACAAAAAUACAUGUAUUACAUUGGAAAGUACAUGUGAACUUAAGAUUUCUCCUUCUCAAAUAAAAUACUUGCCUUGCAGAAAC